Messenger RNA from Aplosporella prunicola CBS 121167, 794 nucleotides. RefSeq lists its product as uncharacterized. The record is from RefSeq and is a predicted model, not a curated record. Bases 207 to 650 code for a protein of 147 amino acids. Gene Ontology annotation, biological process: ubiquitin-dependent protein catabolic process; protein polyubiquitination. Gene Ontology annotation, cellular component: nucleus. The transcript is spliced from 5 exons. Lineage: Eukaryota; Fungi; Ascomycota; Dothideomycetes; Botryosphaeriales; Aplosporellaceae. Gene Ontology annotation, molecular function: ubiquitin conjugating enzyme activity.
UUCACUACCUACCCCGUUGCCGUCGCUACGUCACGUCGGGCAGCCACGAUUCAUUGGAAGGACGCUAAUCCUUGCCGUGCCAGUGCCACAGAGCCUACCCACUUCCCUUCUGGACGCUUGCAAUCUUCAACAACACCGCUCUCCCGCCCGCUGCAUCCCACGCUCUCCCUCCACAUCCGCUCACCACCAAACCCACUCCUUCGACCAUGGCUCUCAAGCGCAUUAACAAGGAACUGACUGACCUCGGUCGUGACCCUCCCUCGUCCUGCUCUGCUGGUCCCAUCGGCGAUGACCUGUUCCACUGGCAAGCCACCAUCAUGGGCCCCGGUGACUCUCCUUACUCCGGCGGUGUUUUCUUCCUCGCCAUUCACUUCCCCACCGACUACCCGUUCAAGCCGCCCAAGGUCAACUUCACCACGCGCAUCUAUCACCCCAACAUCAACUCCAACGGCAGUAUCUGCCUUGAUAUCCUCAGAGACCAGUGGAGCCCCGCCUUGACCAUCUCCAAGGUCCUGCUCUCCAUCUGCUCGAUGCUUACCGACCCCAACCCCGAUGACCCGCUCGUCCCUGAGAUCGCACACGUCUACAAGACGGAUCGUGCCAGGUACGAGGCGACGGCCCGCGAGUGGACCAGGAAGUAUGCCAUCUAGUGGACAUAUGCAUGCUUACGGUGUCCUUGGUUUUUCUUCAGUCAUGGCUUGCUUGCUUGGGAGGUCAGGUUGACAUGGCAUGGUCAAGAAGGUUCGCCACUCCAUCAUGACGGCCCUGGUAGUGGCGGUACAGGAGUGUUUUUU